This is a messenger RNA of Racocetra fulgida, 247 nucleotides long. The record is from the annotation of a GenBank genome assembly. Lineage: Eukaryota; Fungi; Glomeromycota; Glomeromycetes; Diversisporales; Gigasporaceae.
AUGCAAUUCUUCAAAAUUUUCGUAUUUGUAGCUCUCUUUGCAGUAGCAUUCGUAGCAGCCGCGCCCCUUGAUAAAAGGCAAGCUGUGAGAACAACAACAACAGCACAACCUACCGCUACUGAUGGAUCUAGAGUCGCUGCCGCUUCACCUAAAUGUGACGAUGCAACAGUUCUUUCCGAUAGCGAGCCAGUUAGCAGCGUUGACGGAAAAACUUGCACCUAUAAUAGUGUCCCACCAGACCAACAAA